AUCAUUACUUACAAUCAAACAGCAUGUUGGCACCACCAGAUUGGAGAGGCAGCAUCUGGCACUGUGAGUAAGCACGUGAGAAGAUGAAAAAAGGCCUGGUGGAGCAAAGCCUGGCUCCCCAGGCACCUAUGCACAUGCUGCUUCCCACUGUGGUUCCAACCACAGUACCACUUUAGUAACGUCUCCUUUUGAAAAUGCAGAACAUCGAGUAAGUUGUCUUUUUGGCUUUUCCUGCCAGAGCUGUGGGUUUCUGCUCUGGAAUCAAGGCCAGGUGUUGGCAUUGGAGGGCAGCACUCCCUUGGAGGCAGCCAGGACAGGUCUGCUCUGCCCUGCUCACGGCUCUUCUCCUGCAGGUAACUGCACAGUAAGAAACACAGUCUUGACUCUUCAAGUUCCUCAUCAUACUUCUCUCUCUAUAAAAAAACUUUUUUUGGCAGCAAAUGCAGACUUGCAAACAGCGCAAACUCAAAAUCCUCUCUGCGGCUUAAUAUACCCAGUGUUUAGCUGGAAGCUUUUUAGCUGGGAAUGACAUAAAGGGCACAUAUGGCUUUUUCAAAGUCACUGAGUUGAGCUGGAACGUAGCUGGUAAGGGAGCGACUCACAAGUGCCUGAUGUCUCUCCAAAGCUCUUCUUCCAUAGGGAGGGCUCCCUUUAGCAAAGCAUGGCCACAUGGCCCCAAGCCGCCUCCCUUCCUGAAACGCACUGUGCUGUGCGCAUGAACCCUGAACACACCUCAGUGCAACUCCCACGGAAGUCAGUGAGCCAGGAAGACUCAGGCCUCAGGUAUUUACUGCCCGUCUGGCUCAGCAUCGAACAACUUGGGCCUGCAGCUGUGCACUGACCUGGCUCUGUCUGAAACUCACAUGGAUGGAGUGUGGGUGCUGAGCAGUCUGAAAGGAGCACAGGCCCUACUUGGAAUGGAUCAGGCUGGAGACAUCCAGAGAUCUCCCUGACAUGAACAUGCCUGUGGUGCAAAGUGCAGGCUGCAGGGAGCUCCGUGAGGAGUGGUAGAUGAUGAGUGCCAUGGAGAUGGAAGGUAGUACUUAAACCAGAGCUGGCAGCAAUUUCUUAUCUAUCAUAUGCAAGGAUUGAAUUGCUUGUGCUAAACAAUGAAAUGAGCCAUUGACUUCUGCCAAAGAUUUUCACUGGAACUGUUUUUAUUCCGGAAAGUAGAGAUAAGGGGCAGAAGAAUUUAGCUGGAAAGGCUUUGUCACCUGAUCCAUCACUCUGUGCCCUCAGUGAGUGUGAACACAUGUCCAACCCUGAGAUGUGCUGCUGCAGUUGUAUUGUGUGUUUUCCCCAGAAAUUUGGGUAGAGCAUUAGCAACCAUUUCUCUAAUUAGCAACCAUUUCCCUAAUUAGACAUGUACGUGUGCAAAAAUCAAGGUUUCAGAUAGAGAUUUCUGAACCCCAAGGUUAUGACAGCAAAGCUGUGUUGGAAACAGAACAGUGUGCAGAGUGGGUCCUGCAUGGAUACAGAGCUGUGGGGUAGGAGUGCACAAGUUGCCAGGAGCUGCAGCUGCAUUUCAGGGACCCUUCAGAACAUUCUCACAAAGCCAGCAACCACUGGCUUUUCUGCUACCAUUUGCCAGUCACAACUUCCACGAGGAACAGGCCCUUCCAAAUACCAGGGUUUGACAAGACAGCAUACGGUUCUGUUAUCUUACACGCACAUUUACCCUACAAAACCCACAUUUGCCAUUAUCUCUCUACGGGUUUUCUCCAGCACCUUUUUUUGCCGGAUUUUCCCCCGCUGCCCCACGCCUCGCUCUGCCUUCCCGCCCUUUGCCUCUGCCCUCUCCCCGUCCUCACAGCCCUGCCCUCGAUGCCCAUCUAGGCGGGACGGCUAUGGAAAGGGCGGCUCAGGGGAGGGGCGAGACCCCCCGAUCGGGGCUCUGCUGUCCCCGCACAGCCUGGCCCCGCCGGGGAUGGGCGCUCCCGGCCCGGCUCCGCCUCGGGCACUCCUCCGAAGGAACCCCGCGCGGGUGGAGGCGGGCGCGGGGCGGGCUAAAAGCGGCGGCAGGUGAACGGGGAGGGACCUUAAAGCUGCGGGCCGGGAGCCUGGGGCCGGCUGUUCCUGUGGCACCGCACCGCUGAGCCCGGGUGCUGGCCCCGAAGGGGUCCCGGCAGCGCUGAGGCAGUGAGCGCGUUAUGUGAAGUGCCCGAGCAGCUGCGGCACCGAGCGAAAUAAAGGCUUCCGCAAUUGCAGGUAAUACCUUUAAAACAAGACAAUGGAUUGGGGAGCUCUGCAGACCAUCUUAGGAGGUGUGAAUAAACACUCCACCAGCAUUGGGAAGAUAUGGCUCACAGUCCUGUUCAUCUUCCGUAUCAUGAUCCUGGUUGUGGCUGCAGAGAGAGUCUGGGGAGAUGAACAAGAUGACUUUAUCUGCAACACUUUGCAACCUGGUUGCAAGAAUGUUUGCUAUGAUCACUUUUUCCCCAUCUCUCACAUCAGACUCUGGGCCCUGCAGCUGAUCUUCGUUUCUACCCCUGCUCUGCUGGUGGCCAUGCAUGUGGCUUACAGGAGGCACGAGAAGAAAAGGCAGUUCAGAAAGGGAGACCAAAAAUGCGAGUAUAAGGACAUUGAAGAAAUCAGAACCCAGAAGUUUCGUAUUGAGGGCACCCUGUGGUGGACAUACACUUGCAGUAUCUUCUUCAGAUUGGUCUUUGAAGCAGUCUUCAUGUAUGCAUUCUAUUUCAUGUAUGAUGGGUUCCGAAUGCCUCGCUUAAUGAAAUGUAGUGCUUGGCCCUGCCCCAACACAGUAGACUGCUUUGUUUCUCGACCUACUGAAAAGACAGUGUUCACUAUUUUCAUGAUUGCUGUGUCCAGCAUUUGCAUUCUUUUAAAUGUGGCUGAAUUAUGUUAUUUACUGACAAAAUUUUUUCUCAGAAGGUCUAGAAAAGCUGGAAAUCAGAAACACCACCCCAACCAUGAGAAUAAAGAAGAAACCAAACAAAAUGAAAUGAAUGAGUUAAUAUCUGAUAGCUGUCAGAACACAGUUAUAGGAUUCACAAGUAGCUAAGGUGGUGUCAGUGCUGGUAUUCACUCCGAAAAGAGUGAACGUUCUUUGUCUAAAGGCUGCAAAUAAAAUUUGUUAUACUGAACAGCUUAUGUUGGGGGAGAUUUAGAUGUGUAGUGACAGGUGUCAGUAAUGCACCUGCUGAGGGGGAAAAAAAAAAGGCAGCUUAAACAUUUGAAAGUUAUGAGGAUUAAAUAGGAAAGUGUAUUUUCCUACUGAUAUCCUUACAAGUUGACUAUGACAAGUGCACUAGUGCCUUUGUGCUGGUUCCUUGAAAACGCUAUGCAACAGCAAUAAGAACAAAAGUCUUUCCAAGCUAGAUGUGCUAAUGUUUCAAACUGUUUUGUAAUAAAGAUAGUUUUUAAUUGUGAACAGAAAAUUAAAGUAUUUUUGUAAAAUCUAAGAUUCCAUGUUACUUAAGGUGUUACAGUAAGCAACUGACUCUGUGCUUUAUUUAAGCAGGUAAUUGCAGAUGGACCCUGCAAUACCAUAUUCAUAGAGAGGAAAUAGCAGUAGGCCACUUCUUUACAGCUUUGCAAGCACUGCUUGAGCCUGGAUGUGUAGCUUGAGGCACCUGCAUCUGCACUUCUGGCUGUGGGGCUGUGUGAAAUCCCACCACAGGUAGUGUGGAGAACUGGGGUAGCUAGCUUCUGAGUGCAGUGCUGUGCCUAAAAGCAGCACAGCAAUACAGGUGCAGUCCAAGUAGACCUGCUUUUGACAACUAGCAGACCCAGUAUAAGUAUUCCUGUUAAUCUUUUCAUUGCAUGCUGCCAGUUUUAUAGAAACAUACGUAAUUUUAUGUAAAUACUCCACUUAGCACAUGUUUAUUUCUCUAAUGCAUUUGCUGUAUUUGUUUCUUUAUGCUUUAUCACAUCAUUGAACCUUUUGCUUUUGUUAGCUAUUUUUUUUCUUUUGUGGUAGACUGGUGUUGUUAUGAAACUAGGGGCUCUUUGUUCUGGAAGACAUGGGAAAGUAUCUUAAACACUGGAAAUGGAGAAAGUCUUCUGAAUAAAAGGCAAACACUUUAAACUUUGGCAAUGAAGUGAGAGUCUAUAUAUGAAUGCUAGUGAGAGCUUAAGCCAGACAAGUGCUUAUGAAAGGCUGCUUUUGAGCAGGGACUCUGCAUCUGAAGUGUGCAUGGCUUGUACGCUGCUCGUUCCCACCCAGAGCACUGAUGCCCUAAUUCUGUUGUCCCCCAUAAUGGAGGUAAGCACACAACCUGUCUGCUCAGGAGGAUGGGGUUUUGGGAUAGAUGUGCUGUUGAAAGCAAAG
Messenger RNA from Phasianus colchicus (ring-necked pheasant), 4291 nucleotides. RefSeq names its product gap junction beta-6 protein. Gene Ontology annotation, molecular function: gap junction channel activity. The record is from RefSeq and is a predicted model, not a curated record. Gene Ontology annotation, biological process: gap junction-mediated intercellular transport; cell-cell signaling. Gene Ontology annotation, cellular component: connexin complex. Lineage: Eukaryota; Metazoa; Chordata; Aves; Galliformes; Phasianidae.